AUGUGUUUAGCAGCUAUAACCCAAUUUUGCGGCUCAAAUGAUAUUUCAAAGAACCUAAAAAUAUGCAUAGAUUUGAUUAAUGAUGCUUCUCAAAAAGGUGCAAAGAUGAUAUUCUUUCCGGAAGCAUCGGAUUUCAUUGCCACUAACACCGAAGAGUCACUAUCUCUGACAUCAUCUAUAGAAAAUUUGCAAUUUAUUGAAGAAAUUAAAAAUUCUGCUAAAAAGAAUAAUGUUUGGGUUUCUAUUGGAGUUCAUGAAAAUAGUCACCUUCCUUCCCAUAUUUAUAAUUCUCACCUCCUAAUUACUUCAUCUGGUACCCUUUUCCAUCCUAUUUACCACAAACUUCAUUUAUUUGAUAUUUCUAUACAGGAUGGACCCCAGCUUCUAGAAAGUAAUUAUACUCUAAAAGGCGAACAAAUUAUAGAUCCGGUAGAAACGCCUAUUGGUAAAGUGGGAAUGAUGGUUUGUUAUGAUAUAAGAUUUCCAGAAUUGUCUAUUGAAUUGAGGAAAAGAGGUGCAGAAGUGUUGACAUAUCCUUCAGCUUUCACAGUUAAAACUGGAAUGGCUCAUUGGGAAGUUUUAUUACGUGCUAGAGCUAUAGAGACUCAAACUUAUGUUAUUGCAAGUGCACAAAUUGGACGCCAUAAUGAAAAUCGCACAAGUUUUGUAGAUCCUUGGGGAACAAUUCUGGCUAGAUGUCCGGAAACCACAUUACCGACAUUUGCUUUGGCAGAAAUUAAUCUUGACAGAGUAAAAAAUAUUAGAAUUGGCAUGCCUGUUUUGGAACAUAGAAGAACUGACUUGUUUGAGUGA
Molecule: messenger RNA, 813 nt
Organism: Dentiscutata erythropus
Lineage: Eukaryota; Fungi; Glomeromycota; Glomeromycetes; Diversisporales; Gigasporaceae
Source: the annotation of a GenBank genome assembly